Molecule: messenger RNA, 1033 nt
Organism: Notechis scutatus (mainland tiger snake)
Lineage: Eukaryota; Metazoa; Chordata; Lepidosauria; Squamata; Elapidae
Source: RefSeq, a predicted model, not a curated record
UCCCACAUUGGCCGUGAGCGCAAGGAGGACGUCACCUACGACUUCCACUUCGACCGGGUGUUUCCCCCGUCCAGCUCUCAGGAGAGCGUCUUCGAGGAAAUCGCCCUGCUGGUCCAGUCAGCCUUGGACGGGUAUCAUGUCUGCAUAUUCGCCUACGGGCAAACGGGAAGUGGCAAGACCUACACGAUGGAGGGCCCCGAGGACGCGGCCCCCGAGACGGCAGGUGUGAUUCCUCGGGCCGUGAGGCGGAUCUUCGAAACCUCCCGUGAGAUGGAAGCCAAGGGGUGGCAGUACCAGUUCACAGCCAACUUCCUGGAGAUCUACAACGAGUCGCUGCGGGAUCUUUUGGUGCUGCGGCCGGAGCAGAAUGGGGAUCUGGAGAUCCGCCGAGUGAGCCAGUUCACAGAGGAGCUGCACGUCCCCAACCUCUCCUGCGUCUCCGUCUCUUCUGAGGAGGAGGUCCAGAGGCUGCUGCUGACGGCCAAGGCCCACCGCUCCGUGGCCAGGACCAACCUGAACGAGCGCUCCUCCCGCAGCCACAGCCUCUUCCAGCUCCGUGUGGAGGGCAGGAACGCCAAGCGGGGGCUCCACACCUCCUCUGUGCUGAGCUUAGUGGACCUGGCGGGCAGCGAGCGGCUGGACAGGUCCUUGUCCACGGGGGAGCGGCUGAAGGAGACCCAGGCCAUCAACACCAGCCUCUCCACCCUGGGCCUGGUCAUCAACGCCCUCAGCAACAAGGUAGCAGCCACUGCCCCUCGGGCACCAUGGCGGGGGGGGGGGGGUUCUGCCCCCAGGCUGAUGUUUGUGAACAUCUCCCCCCUGGAGGAGAACUUUGGGGAGUCCCUGAACUCCCUUCGCUUCGCUAGGAAGGUGAACGAGUGCGUCAUCGGCCAGGCCUCCAGCAACCGAAAGUAACCGGGCGCUUGUCUUCGUAUUUUUUUAAUCGUUUUACUGCUUUUUGUGUGUCUCUGUGUGCGUCUCUUUGGGUGGAGCUUUGAAACUUCUUCUGAAUAAAAAGGGGCGAAUCGCCAAG